This is a messenger RNA of Falco peregrinus (peregrine falcon), 1244 nucleotides long. Its product is annotated as lysophosphatidylserine lipase ABHD12. Gene Ontology annotation, biological process: monoacylglycerol catabolic process; phosphatidylserine catabolic process. The coding region runs from base 39 to 1139 and encodes 366 amino acids. The record is from RefSeq and is a predicted model, not a curated record. Gene Ontology annotation, molecular function: phosphatidylcholine lysophospholipase A1 activity; monoacylglycerol lipase activity. Lineage: Eukaryota; Metazoa; Chordata; Aves; Falconiformes; Falconidae. The transcript is spliced from 13 exons. Gene Ontology annotation, cellular component: endoplasmic reticulum membrane.
GGGCGGAGCCUGGCGGGCGCGGCCGGACGGCGGGAGCCAUGCGGCGGCGCGGCGAGCAGGGCGGCGGGGCGCGGGCCCGGGAUGGGGAUGGCGACGGGGCCGGCGACAGCGCCCGGGCGGAGGGCAAGGCCGACGCGGGCCGGCGGCAGCGGGGCUGGCUGGCCUGCUGUCCCCGGCUGCGCACCCUCCUCCUGCACCUGCUUCUUAUCUACAUCUCCGUGCCCUUCCUCAUCCGCCUCUUCCCUGUCUUGCUCACCAAAUUUGUCUACCUGAACUUCUUGGCCUUCCCCUUCUUCGUGGACUUUCGGCGGCCAGAGCUGCUGCUGAACAACACCAUCAACCUGUACCUCACCACUGAGCCAGACGUCACGGUUGGCAUCUGGCACACGGUGCCGAGCAGCAGAGGGGACGAGGCGCAGGGCAAGGACCAGCGCUGGUAUGAGGAGGCACUUGCCGACGCUCACCCUAUCAUCAUCUACCUGCACGGCAAUGGGGGAACCAGGGCUGCGAGCCACCGUGUCCAGUUCUUGAAGACGAUGGGGGCUGCUGGAUUCCACAUCCUGGCUCUCGACUACAGAGGCUAUGGGGACUCCAGCGGGUACCCCACAGAGAGCGGCUUUACCACAGAUGUCCUGGCACUCUAUGACUGGGCCAAAGCGCGGAGCGGGAACAGCAGCAUCCUUUUCUGGGGACACUCCUUGGGGACAGGGAUUGCCACGAAUGCAGCAAGAAAACUGCAGGAGGAGCGAGGGGUCCAGGUUGAUGCUGUUGUCCUGGAGUCACCGUACCCCAGCAUCCGCGAAGCAGCUGCCCACAUCCCCAUCAGCAAGAUCUACCGCCAGUUCCCGGGUUUUGAGUACUUCAUCCUGGACUCGCUAGCUCUGGGCAACAUGUUCUUCUGCAGCGAUGAGAAUGUGAAGGUGCUGACCUGCCCGCUCCUCAUCCUGCACGCUGAAGAUGAUGCUGUCCUGCCUCUGCACCUGGCCCACAAGCUCUUUGAGACCGCUCGCAGUACCUACAAGGACAAAACCAAGGUGAAGUUCAUUACCUUUCCCAAAAAGCUGGGCCUGGGCCACGACUACAUCUCAUUCAACCCAGAGCUGCCCGCCCUGGUGAAAGACUUCUUGAACAUUCAGUGAUGCCACCUGCCACAGCGACCACAAGCACUCCCUCAGACUCCCAGCAGGAACCCCUCAUGGCACUGAACUUACUGCUGUAAUAAAAACUACAGAGAAACUUUCUAA